Pochonia chlamydosporia 170 is the source of this 282-nucleotide messenger RNA. RefSeq names its product AMP-binding enzyme domain-containing protein. The transcript has 2 exons. Bases 1 to 282 code for a protein of 93 amino acids. The record is from RefSeq and is a predicted model, not a curated record. Lineage: Eukaryota; Fungi; Ascomycota; Sordariomycetes; Hypocreales; Clavicipitaceae.
AUGCCCAUCAAGUCGCCUUGGACGGUCAACGUUCCCGUUACUGAUAUCUGGUCUCUGCUCUUUGACACUCCCAAAGAGUAUCCCGGGGACCAUGUACUCUUUGUCGACGACGAUACUGGACGCUCGUACACUUUCAACGAUACACUGAAAAAGGGCAUUGCGUUUGGUCAAGGCCUAAAGCAGCUGUUUAACUGGCAAAAGGGUGAUGUUCUCGGCAUCUACUCACCAAAUGAUAUUGAUAUCCCAGUCGUCGUCAAGGCUCGAACCCACUACACUGGAUAG